This is a messenger RNA of Neoarius graeffei (lesser salmon catfish), 1504 nucleotides long. It is a transcript of the gene tbl2, whose product is annotated as transducin beta like 2. The record is from RefSeq and is a predicted model, not a curated record. Bases 123 to 1442 code for a protein of 439 amino acids. Gene Ontology annotation, biological process: endoplasmic reticulum unfolded protein response. Gene Ontology annotation, cellular component: endoplasmic reticulum. The transcript has 7 exons. Gene Ontology annotation, molecular function: protein binding. NCBI's taxonomy places the organism in Eukaryota, Metazoa, Chordata, Actinopteri, Siluriformes, Ariidae.
UCUGCAUAUUUGUGCUAGUGCGCAUGCGCCGUCAGGAAAGCGGAAGAAUUCCAUGUACAGUAGUUCUUGAGUGUGUGUGUGUUUAUGUAUGAGAGAGUGUGUGUAACGUGGCAUACUUUGACAUGGAGUUUGCUGCGCUCGUAGCCGUUUCAUUGAUCAUUGGAGCGCUGAUUAUUUUAGUGGCUGUAGCAGUUAGCAAGCAGAAAGCUAAAGCGAGUGAACAACAGGAGCAAAACAACAAAGAAGCUGAAGAGAGCUCGGUGAAGGCGCCUUCCGCUAAGAAGCAGAAAGUGCAGCAGCGUCUUCGAAAGGAGAAACCUCAGCAGCACACAUUCUCCCACCCGCUGCUCGCUUCCUCGCUGAAGUCUCAUAGUGGUUCAGUGACGUGUCUGGACUUCAGCAGUAAUGGGAAAUACCUGGCCUCCUGUUCUGAUGAUCGCACUGUCCGCAUCUGGAGCACGAAAGACUUCCUGGUGAGAGAUCAUAAAUGUUUGAGGGCCAAUGUGGAGUACGACCAUGCCACGAUCGUCCGCUUCAGCCCCGACUCCCGAGCUUUCAUCACAUGGCUGGCGAAUGGAGAGACGAUUCGUAUCUUUAAGAUGAUCAAGAAGGAUGAUGGUGCGUUCAGUUUUAAAGCAGCUCCGGAGGAUUUUCCCCAAAAACACAAAGGCAUCGUCAUGAACAUGGCCAUCGCAGACACAGGGAAGUUUAUAAUGACUGCAUCGGUGGACACCACCAUCAUCAUCUGGGAUCUGAAAGGAGAAGUUUUAGCCUCCAUCAACACCAACCAGAUGACCAACUCGCACGCUGCCAUUUCUCCUUGCGGCAGGUUUGUGGCAGCAUGUGGCUUCACUCCGGAUGUUAAAGUUUGGGAAGUGUGUUUUGCUAAAACAGGAGAGUUUAAAGAAGUGACUCGAGCAUUCGACCUAAAAGGUCAUUCAGCCGGAGUGUACAGCUUUGAUUUCUCCAACGACUCCCGCAGGAUGGUGACGGUGUCUAAAGACUGCACUUGGAAGCUCUGGGACACGGAUGUGGAGUACAAGAAGCAGCAGGACCCGUACCUGCUCCGGACUGUACCAUGUCAGGUAUCGGAGGGAAGUCGUAUCGCUCUGUCUCCGGAUGGGCGUGCAGUCGCCGUGUCUAAUGGCCGAGACCUUUACAUGUACAAUGCGAGCUCGGGUGAGCUGGAGGAGGAAUUCCACAGCGUCCACAGCGAGAACAUCACUGACCUCAAAUUUGACAUUAACAAUCGUUUCCUGGUGAGCAGCGGUGACCGGGCCAUCCGGGUCUUCCACAACGUGACGGGUUACCGUGCCGCCAUCGCUGACAUGCAGGCCCAACUGAAGAAGAGUACCAACGCUGGUGUGAAGCAGCGACUGCAGCAGCAGCUCACCGACGCCCAGAACGCCCUGAAUGCAAUCACCAACACGCAGAACAAGUGACUGCUGUGUUUGAGUGGAUGUGGUGUGCUGUUUUUAAUUAAUUAAAAACCUGAGUGUUUAUA